AUGAGCAAAGAAAAGAUCUUGCCUCUGGCAGCAAGAAGCAAGAAAGCCAUGCUAAGGCAACCCAAACAAGUAGCUUAUUUUUCAAGGGAUCUGAACUAUAAGACACAUCCAGAUAGAUCAAACUUAUCUUACUACUAUCUCCCAGACGGUGACAUAGAUAAUAGUAUUGACCUAUCCGUUGGGUCCAAGCAUUUUUUACUAGGCGACAGCGUGGAGUUAUCCAAAUUGGAUCCGAUUUUGCUGGCUUUGAAGGAGAUAGAAAAAGAAUCCGGGGCUAAAACGAAGGAUAGAAUCAUUACUUGGAGAGGUAUAAUGAGGAAACUCUUAACAUUACCAUACGAUUCAGAAGAAGAUUUUGUUCUUGAUGUAGUCAGUUUUGAUGGACAACUCUUUAUUCAGUUCAAUGUACCCUAUUUAAAGAGCAAAGAUGUUCAGAAACAGGGUGACACAGAGUUUCAUAAAAAGCUACAAUUUUCAGGCUACAAGUUCGAAAAAAUGGCUACUUUACCCAAACCUUGGCCCGAGUGUACCAGGAAAGAGAUCGAUAGUAGAGCAAAAAGCAAAUGCAAUAACAUUGAACAAUAUGGGGCCAUAGUCAGAACCGGAAUAAGUCGUAUUAAGAUUUUAAUAGGCGGAGAAGUUGACUGCACAGCAGAUUAUUAUGACGAAAACGAUCCUCUCUCCCGUUAUAUCGAACUGAAGACGACUAGAACCAUCAACCAAUACAAGGAUAUGAUUGCAUUUGAAAAAAAACUAUUCCGCACCUGGGCUCAAUGUUUCUUACUGGGGAUUCCAAAGAUCAUUUACGGCUUCCGGGAUGACAAUUGCAUCUUGAGGACCGUGGAGGAAUUUAGCACCAAUGAUAUCCCAUUGAUGGUCAAAAACAACCCCUUAAAUGAGCAGCCAAAGAAGGAAAACUGUUACAUGUCUUCAAUCAAUUUCUACGGAGCAGUUGUUGAAUGGCUGAACGAAUCGGUAAAGGACGACCAAGUGUGGAAGUUAUCCUACGCUAAGAGAAAUAGGCAAUACCUGGUUUUGAAGGAAGUUACGGACGAGAAUGAAAAGCAGCAGAUAGUCGAUUCUGCCAUUCCAGCAUGGUUCAAAGAAUGGCGCUCAGAGUUAAGAAAUAGUGAAGGCAAUAUAUAG
Molecule: messenger RNA, 1146 nt
Organism: Komagataella phaffii GS115
Lineage: Eukaryota; Fungi; Ascomycota; Pichiomycetes; Pichiales; Pichiaceae
Product: Nuclear protein that binds to and stabilizes the exoribonuclease Rat1p
Exons: 1
Coding region: 1-1146 (381 amino acids)
Biological process (GO): NAD-cap decapping; nuclear-transcribed mRNA catabolic process
Cellular component (GO): nucleus; cytosol
Molecular function (GO): mRNA 5'-diphosphatase activity
Source: RefSeq, a predicted model, not a curated record